UUCCAACAUCCUCUGCAGCCUCAACUGAUAGCACUAUCAACAUCCCUUAAUGAAGCUUAUUGAAGAAGACUAGCGAGUGCAGAAACCAUAACAAACCUAGUUUAUAGGAGUAACCGUCAAGAGUAAACACUUUAAUGCAAGAUGAGUAGGGGAUGCAUUGAAAUAGAGCGCAAAAUCCUGCGUCUCCUGCACGGCCACACCACGCGCACCCACCUCACCGAAAUCCACGCGCAAUUCCUCCGCCACAACCUCCACCACUCCAACCAGAUCCUCUCCCACUUCGUCCUCGUCUGCGCCUCCCUCAACAACAUGCCCUACGCGCAGCGCGUCUUCAUCCAGGCGCGUUGCCCCAGCAUCCUCCUCUUCAAUGCCAUGAUCAAGGGGUAUUCCCUACGCGCACCGUUUCAACACUCGUUCCACCUCUUCUCCCUCAUGAGGUCACGCGCCAUGGUCCCCGACGAGUACACUUACGCGCCGCUCCUCAAGGCCGCAUCCAACCUCCGUGACUAUUUCCUCGGUCGGUGCAUUCAUGCGCAGGUUGAGGCGCUUGGGUUUGCACGUCAUGGAUCUGUUCGUGUUGGGAUGGUAGAACUGUAUGCGAAUUGUCGUAAAAUGGAGGACGCUGAGAAGUUGUUUGAUGAAAUGCGCCACAGGGAUGUUGUCGUUUGGAACCUGAUGGUUCGCGGGUUCUGCGAGGCUGGUGACUUGGAUAAGGGGUUGAAACUUUUUUGGCAGAUGAAGGAACGCAGCAUUGUUUCGUGGAACCUCAUGAUCGCUUCGAUGGCACAGGGGAAGAAAGAUGAGGAAGCUCUUGAGCUAUUUCGGAAGAUGUUGGACGAGGGACUUGAGCCGGAUGAUGCUACAUUGGUGGCUGUGCUGCCGGUUAGUGCUAGAAUGGGAGCAAUGGAUGUUGGGGAAUGGAUACAUUCUUAUGCAAAUGACAAGGGAUUCCUUAAAAAUAUGGUUGCUGUGGGAAAUUCGCUUGCGGAUUUUUAUUGCAAGUGUGGUAAUCUAAGUGCUGCGUGGAGCAUUUUCAAUGGGAUGACUAAGAAGAACGUAGUUUCUUGGAACGUUAUGAUAUCCGGUUUGGCUUAUAAUGGAGAGGGUGAAGCAGGGGUUGGCCUGUUUGAUGAAAUGGGAGGAGAAGGAGUGGCCCCUACAGAUUCCACUUUUGUUGGGGUGUUAGCUUGUUGUGCUCAUUCUGGUUUGGUUGAUAGAGGACGGGAGCUGUUUGCUUCUAUGAGCCAAAAGUUUCAGCUUUCACCAAAGCCAGAGCAUUAUGGUUGUGUUAUUGAUCUUCUUGGACGGUGUGGGAAUGUGAGGGAAGCUCAUGAGUUGAUUAGCAGCAUGCCAAUGAAACCAAGUGCUGCUUUAUGGGGCGCUUUGCUCAGUGCCUGCCGCACUCAUGGUGAUAGGGAAGUUGCCGAAAUUGCGGCGAAAGAGCUCGUUAGGCUUGAACCAUGGAACUCUGGGAAUUAUGUGUUGUUGUCCAAUAUUUAUGCAGAGGAAGGGAGGUGGGAUGAGGUUGAGAAAGUGAGAAUGUUGAUGAGGGGUGGUGGUGUCAAGAAAGUUCAGGGGCAGAGUGCAACCGGGUAGUUUGCAUUGCAGGAAUCCGGGUUUUGUUGAGAAAUGACUUUGCCACUGAGUUGCCACCUACAGAAGGAAUAUGGUGCACUAUGUUUACUGAAACAAGUAAUGCAUGGGCAUUAAAGGAUGGCACAAAUCUUGUUUGAGUAUUCUAAAAGAACAAUUAGAGUGCUAUCCUGUUACAGGAGUGAUUCCUGAUCAAAUAUCCAAUCUGUUUUGUUUGAGUUGAUUGUAGGAGGUCUGACAAAAUAGAAAGUCAUUCCUUCAAACAUUGCCCUCUUGACUGAGCUGGAUACUAACUAGGUGUGUUUGGCUACUUAGAUCAAUCGACACCGGCUACUUAGAUCAAUCGACACCAAGUAUUCUCAAUUUGCAUCAGAGAAUAUGCCAAAAUUGCAAUUAAGUUCAAUUGAGACAACCCCAUCAAAUGAUUGCCAACAAUAAGAGAGGCACCGGUGGUUUGAACAUCGCCACCACAAAAGACGGAAUAGCUGAAGAGUUGUUUGUUCAUGUUCAAGACUAGAGCGCACACGAUUCGAUAUCAUAUCAUGGAAUUUGAUCCACAAUCAGUUCUUUUUCAGUAGAAGGAUGCCCUUGUAGUUUCAAGAGAAUCUGAAGGCCUGAAUAUUUGUGUGUGAAGAAAGGAGCACAACAUAUGAAACGUGUUUACAUUUUAAUUUUUUGACUAUUUGUUUUCUUCCACUAUGUUCAUAUAUAAUGUUUAUGUAUUCAUGCCAUUUAGAAAUUAAUGUGCUAAAACUAAAUACUUUAUCUUAGAGG
Messenger RNA from Arachis duranensis, 2367 nucleotides. RefSeq names its product pentatricopeptide repeat-containing protein At1g09190. Bases 142 to 1596 code for a protein of 484 amino acids. Lineage: Eukaryota; Viridiplantae; Streptophyta; Magnoliopsida; Fabales; Fabaceae. The transcript has 2 exons. Gene Ontology annotation, molecular function: RNA binding; protein binding. The record is from RefSeq and is a predicted model, not a curated record. Gene Ontology annotation, biological process: RNA modification.